Austrofundulus limnaeus is the source of this 1788-nucleotide messenger RNA. It is a transcript of the gene f7l, whose product is annotated as coagulation factor VII, like. The record is from RefSeq and is a predicted model, not a curated record. NCBI's taxonomy places the organism in Eukaryota, Metazoa, Chordata, Actinopteri, Cyprinodontiformes, Rivulidae. Gene Ontology annotation, cellular component: extracellular region. The transcript is spliced from 8 exons. Gene Ontology annotation, molecular function: calcium ion binding; serine-type endopeptidase activity. Bases 162 to 1472 code for a protein of 436 amino acids. Gene Ontology annotation, biological process: proteolysis; blood coagulation.
AGUUCAUUUUGUUGGAUUUUUCUCCCCCGCAGAGUGAGUUAAUAAAAACAGCUUUUUCAGCUGAAAGCAGGAAGAAGGACUGAUCAAUAAUGUGACAGAAACCUUUGGCUGCUGGGGGAUUUUCUGUUUGUCACUCGUGACCUAUGAACCAUUGAACAAUCAUGGCGUUCAUCAACAGAGAAACAAAUCGUGUCUUCUUCUUCUUCUUCUCACUGAUCAUGGCUCCUUUCCCAGCAUGCACUGGGACUCCAGGAGGGGGAAUGUUUAUGGACAAACAGGGAGCCAGCGUUUUCCUGCACCGCAGCCGUAGAGCCAACUUCAUGCUGGAGGAGCUGAGGCAGGGCAACCUGGAGAGAGAAUGUCGGGAGGAGAAAUGUUCUUACGAGGAGGCCAAGGAGAUCUUUGCUACAACUCAGCAGCUGGAGAACUUCUGGAGGACAUACACAGCUGUAGACCACUGCUUAUCAUCUCCCUGUAAGAACGGAGCAACCUGCACUCGUCACAUCGACAGCUACAGCUGCAAAUGUCCUCCUGGUUUCCAUGGAUUCAACUGUGACAAAGUGCGCUCAACAUCAACCAGCUGUCGCAGUAAAAAUGGAGGAUGUGAACAUUUCUGCAGACAGCUUCCUGAUCGUUCCUUCAGCUGUUUCUGUGCUCCAGGAUACAGUCUGAGUCCAGACAACAGCAGCUGUCUGCCUCAAGGUCUGAGCUAUGAUCCUGUUGUAUGUGGAAGACAACUUGUCCAUUUUGCUCCCAGGAUUGUUAAUGGGCAGAUGUGUCCUCCAGGACAGUGUCCCUGGCAGGCUUUGUUAACCGAACACCACAAAUUCUCCUGUGGAGCCAUCAUCCUAUCAAACAUGUGGAUUUUAACUGCAGCUCACUGUGUUCACCUGAAACCUAUCGCCAUCUUUCAUGUCACCGUUGGUAAAAAUGACCUGUUUGUGCGUGAGAAAACCGAGCAGCAGCAGCGUGUCCUCAAAGUUGAAAUCCACCCCAGUUACAACCAGUCCACCUAUGACAGUGACCUGGCUCUGCUGAAGCUCCACCACCCAAUAAAACUGAAUACCUACGUGGUGCCCAUCUGCCUCCCCGCCCAGAACAGCACCUUCCCCCGAACCCUGUCCAUGAUCCGCCAAUCCACAGUGUCUGGAUGGGGUCGCUUGCUUCAGUUCGGCUCUCCUGCCCGGUAUCUGCAGCGCCUGGUGGUGCCGAGGGUCCACUCACAUGAAUGUCGCCUCCACACACAGCUCAACAUCACCAAGAACAUGUUUUGUGCUGGGCGGAGAAGUGGCGGCCAGGAUGCAUGUGAAGGUGACAGUGGCGGUCCGCUGGUUACCCGCUACAAAAAGACCUGGUUCCUGACGGGUGUGGUGAGCUGGGGGAAGGGCUGUGCCAGAGAAAACAUGUACGGAGUUUACGCCAAGGUCAUCAACUUCCUGGACUGGAUCCAGGACACAAUGGCCAUUGGCUGAAACUAGUCCAGACCAGAAUUUCAGUCCAGUUUUGGAAAAAAAAUUCAUUGUAAUAAACAUGUAAUAAACAGCAGAUUUGUAUCUCUUAAUUUUAGCCUAAUCUGUUUACAAGUUUACAGUAGAAAAACAAACAAAAAAAGAAUAUGUAAUUCCAAAAUAGUUUUAACAGUUUGCUAUAUAAAGUUUGGUCUUUAACAGUUGAUAAAAAUUAAAAUAAAUUACCAUUAUUGUCAUUUGCUAAAGCUUUGAUGUUUUUCAGUUAAUUUAUUUGUCAGAUAAAAAAUUUUAAAAAUAAAAUUUUCUGUUUCUUUUAGCA